CUCUCUCUCUCCAGUAAUGGCCAGUUCAGUGAUAUAUCCUCUGAAUGUGGGCUCCACUGCCCCUGAGUCCCUCUCCAGCUUACAGAGGCGUCUUCAGGCAGCCGAGCAGCAGUCCGAGGAGUUAGUGAAGGGUCUGGGUUUUUUGGGAGUGUCUGCAGAUCAUCUUCCCCUGAACACUUCAGCCGAGAGCUCCUCCAAGCACCCGGACAGUCCGGUGAACAUCCAUCGGCCCCUUGGUGCUGGUGGAGAUGGGUUGCAAUGUAGACGAUGUGGAUGUGAAACGCUUGUCUCCCGUGUGUGCCGAUUGGAGAGCCUUUUGCACACUCUCAAACUCGCCACCUUCCGCUUGGAAACGGACAGAGAGCUUAAUCCGUCCCACACGGCGCGUCUACAAGAGCAGUUAAACACCCUGCAGUGUCAGUAUGAGGAAGAGCAGCGCUCCUCACAGAGAGAGAUGCUGCAGAUACAGGAUCGAUUGCAGCAGGCCUGUGAAGAGAGAAAGGAGGCGCAACAGGAGGUGCUCAGACUCAGGAAAGCGCUGGAGAGCACCAUGUACACUAAGAUGAAGGAACGAGAAGCGCGGGAAACUGCAGCACACCUGGAGGCUGAGCAAUCCCACAAUGCACUGCUACUUAAAGUGAAGGAGAUGGAGAAAGGGGUAGAGAAGAAAAGUGGACAGGUAAAGGCUCUUGAAGCAGACUGUCACGCCCUACGAGUUGAGAGACAAGCAAACAAGACGGAGCUAAAACAGAGAAAGGAGCACAUUUUGAGCCUGGAGAGAGAGUGUCAACAACUCAAAGAUCAUUUCGGUGUGAAAGAGACUCUGAUAUCAGAGCUGAGCAAAGAGAUAAAGAGUUUGAAGAUGUCUCUGCAGAAACAAAAUCAGGAGAACAGCAGACUCGUGAGAGAUGGACGAGAUCUCAGAGCAGCUGCAGAAGAAGUUCAGGUGUUGAAUAAUAAGUUAGAGGUUCAGUGUUCAGGGCUGAAUGCUACAGUACAGUCAUUAAUACACGAAAACACUCGGUUACAGACAGAAUAUCAAAACAACAUUAAGGCAGAGCGAGAUUGUGUGUCUAAACACAUAAAAGAACAAGAUCUGCUAUUAGACACAGCCAGAAGAAACGUCCAGGUUGAACUACAGAGCACAAUAUCAGAGAAACUCACCCUAGAGAAACAACUGGAGGUCUUGAAAGAGGAUCAUGCCAAACUGCAGCAGAGUUCAUCUCUCGCUCAGCAGAGAGCUGUCAAUCAUCAACAGAUCCUGGGAAAAACCAUUGCGAGACUUCAGGAGGAGCUCAGCUGUGCGAUGAGAGAAGAAACAACCAGAAGGAAAGAGAGAGAUGAGAUAAAGAAUGAGAUGAGCUCAGAAAUGGUUUUGUUGGAAAACCAAAAGAACCUUCUAGAAACACAGCUGUCAGAAAUAAAGGUUGAGUCGACCACAUUGAAGUCAGCUCUGCAAAGACAAGAGAAGGAGAACAGGGCACUGAUGGAGAGCUUGGCAGUCAUGCAGCAUCAGCAGGUAACUCAUCGUCAGGUAGAACAGAUGCUUUGGGAGUUGACAGACAGCAAGAACAAACUGGCUUAUGAGAAGGGCAAGCUGCAGGCGCAAGUGCAGCAGAUGGGAGAAGACCUGAAAACAUUGAAUGCUGAAUGUGCUCAACACUGUCAGAUCAAUAUUACACUACAGAACAGUUACACACAGAUACAGAGAGAGAACCACACAAUUAAAGAGCAUCUUCUCAUACUACAGCAACACCACAGAGACACAAAUGAAGUUGUAGCGACGUUGGAGAAAGUCCUGUCAUCUCAUGCUGUUCUGCAGCACAACACACAGACAUUACAAGCAGAGAUGCAAGACAGAACACACGAAUUACAGACACACAGGAGAGAGAAACUGCACGCUAUAAAAGAGAUUCAGAAGCUUAAGGCUGAAGUGGAGCAUCUACAAAAGUUGACACACACUACCAGCACUAAGGUUGAGUCUUUGCAAAAAGCACUUGAUGAAGCUCAGUUGGACAACAAAAAACUUGCCCUGAGUUUAAAGCAGAUCCUACAGGACAACCACGAAGCACAGGAGAAACUAAAUACACUGAGCCAGAGAGAGGAGGAGCUUAAAGAAGCAAGGGCAGAGAUUUGUCAAUUGACAGAACAUGUAAAUUCCUUAAAGAAACUGCUCAAAAUGGAAAAAGACUCUGGGAGGAAGUCAACACGCAAGUUGAAAAAAGCAAUGGAUGUUGCAUCAGCAGAGUCACGUGAUCUUACACAAGCCAAUCAUAAGCUUCAACAGAAGGUGGCUGCACUGGAGAAGCUUGUGUCCAGCCAGAUGUCUCAUCUGUACACCAGAAUACCUCAAAACAGCUCACUUAGAAUCAAGCAUCUGGAAGAGAGUUUAAAACGGCUCCAGGACGAAGGAGAUGAUGCAGAAGUGAGACACAGGAAGAUCACAGAUGAGGACCACAGAGAUUUCUGCUGUACAUCUGAGAGCUUUGAGGAUGAGUUCAAGCCACAGAAACUCAGAGAUAACUUAUGGACCACAGAAAAAAACUGCACUUCAUCCACGGCAGCUCAGGAUAAAAGCAAUAAGACACAAGUUUGCAUUUCUGACCCCGAACUGGAGCCCUGGGCCUUCACGUUACAGCGCUGGGAGAUCAAGAAAAACAGCAUUGCCAGCGGUUCCAAACCCACAAGACCCAUGUGCACACAAAACACCACCAAAUUACACAAUUCAGCUCACGUAUACCAUGAAGAAAUGUGUAAAGUACAGAAAACACCAAGCAUGAAAGGGCGUCUAUCAGCUUUGCCUGUGGGAUAACGGUAACUCCCGUGUUUGAGAACGGUCUCCCAGAGCGUGUGAGCCAUGCGGCAGUUGAAGGGCAAGCCGAAGAAGGAGUCGUGGAAAGAUAAGAAGGAGAGGAAACAGGCCAUGCAGGAGGCGCGAGAGCAGGUCACGACCGUCGU
Molecule: messenger RNA, 2958 nt
Organism: Misgurnus anguillicaudatus (oriental weatherfish)
Lineage: Eukaryota; Metazoa; Chordata; Actinopteri; Cypriniformes; Cobitidae
Gene: ccdc150
Product: coiled-coil domain containing 150
Source: RefSeq, a predicted model, not a curated record